This is a messenger RNA of Paramecium sonneborni, 438 nucleotides long. The record is from the annotation of a GenBank genome assembly. NCBI's taxonomy places the organism in Eukaryota, Ciliophora, Oligohymenophorea, Peniculida, Parameciidae.
AUGACAAAAAUAAAAUAUUGUGUUAUUUUAUAUCAAAUGAAUUUGCUAAACAUUAGGUUUGGGAAAAUCGAGAUUUAUGGGAAACUAGUAUUAUUCAAUAGAUCUAUGAAAAAAUCAAAGAAUUAAUAACAGAUAUCAAGUCAAUUGGAAUAAAUUUCAGUAGAAAAAAAUAUGAUUUUAACUAUUUUAACUCAGAUGGCAUAAAAUAUGUUAUUAUUCAAUUUUAAAAUUGGAGAUUUGAAAGAUAUUAUGUAUAAGUUUUUGGACUUUUUUGAAUUGAAUAAAGAAAUAACAUAUGAUUUAUUGUAUCAUAUUUAAUAUUAUUUUAGAAUGCAAUAGAAGGAUUUGAAAAAUAAUAAAAAAUAGAUUAAGCUUUUGAAAAAGAAGCAUAAUUUUAAAGAACAUAAGAAUAAAUUGAAUAAACACAAUAAUAGAUGA